UCUUCUUCUCUCCCUCCAGAGUGACAUCAUGGAGCGUUACGAGUCUCUGGGUCUGGUUGGCGAGGGGAGUUACGGCUCGGUGCUGAAGUGCCGUCAUCGGGACUCGGGCCGACUCGUUGCCAUCAAGAAGUUUGUGGACUCAGACGAUGACAAGACGGUGAAGAAAAUCGCUCUGAGGGAGAUCAAGCUGCUCAGGCAACUUCGUCACGGCAACCUGGUGAACCUUCUGGAGGUGUGGAAGCGUCGCCGGCGAUGGUAUCUGGUGUUUGAGUUUGUGGAGCGGACUCUCCUCGAUGAUCUGGAGCACAACCGCAGUGGACUGGACCUGAACACCAGCCGUCAGUAUCUGUACCAGGUCCUGAGGGCCACAGCGUUCUGCCACCAGCAGAAUAUCAUCCACCGUGACAUUAAACCAGAGAACAUCCUCAUCUCUCAGGAGGGCGUGGUCAAGCUGUGCGACUUCGGCUUCGCCCGCACCUUAGUAGGCGACGUCUACACCGACUAUGUCGCCACUCGCUGGUACAGAGCUCCUGAACUGCUGGUGGGAGACAUCAGAUAUGGAAAACCAGUAGACGUGUGGGCUGUCGGUUGUCUGUUAUUAGAGAUGUUCACAGGUCAGCCUCUGUUUCCCGGAGACUCAGACCUUGACCAGAUUUACCACAUCAUCAGGUGCUUUGGUAACCUGACAGCUCACCACCAGGAGUUGUUCUACAGGAAUCCUGUUUUCUCAGGAGUCAGGUUGCCUGAAUGUUAUGGUCAAGUCCUGCUGAACCAGCGCUUCCCUACAGUCACUUCCGCUGCCGUAGACCUGGCACAGAGCUGUCUCCAGAUGGAUCCAGAAAGACGAGCUCAUUGUUCCGAACUGUUAGAACAUCCUCUGUUCACACAAGACUCUUUCCACAUCAGGUUCUUGAAUGAGCUAAAUGCUAAGAUCCAAAAGGACCACAGAGAAAACUCUAACCUUCCUAAAAUAACCAAAACCCCAAGACGCGAAAAGGAAGAAAGGAAUGAGCAAAACCAGAGAGGCAAGAAACAACUGGAAGAUGUGAGUGAGAAAGUUUACAAGGAAAUAGAGAAGAAAGACAAGAAGGAAGAAGAGAAGACGGAGAAAACUAAAAGAAGAGCAAAGUUUUCUAAAACGACUCGGAACACCUCCGAACCUUUAAUGACCAACAAACAAUCCAGGACGUUCACAGGCAAAGUCUUCCAAAAUGCAGCAAGAGCUUCAGUAGCCAUGAAAAGUAAAACAGGAAAAUCAACUGGUGCAGGGUUAAGGAAGGAACUCCCUAAAUCAGAGAAAACACUCACUACUGAUUCAUCUCAAGGCUCCAAGACGGCAACAGGUCUGAAGGACAAUAACUCAGACACAGAAGAACCUAAACAUGAGAAAGAUGCUUCUCCAGAACCAAGAGAAGAUCAUUUACAAAGCACAAAGAAUACACAAGAUGUAGACUCCACUGGCUUCUAUUCUAGUUGCACAGACACAGCCGUGUCAAGUGAAAAAAAUGUGAUGGACAUCUGUAGAUCUUCUAAUUCAAAGUCAAGUCAAGAGUAUAUGAAGAAGAGCUGGAACAACCCAAACCUGAGAGUUCCCAAAAUGUCUAAAAGCUCCACCACAGACCAUGUGAGUUUAUCUUUGAAACGCUUCCACCAAGCAGCACUUGAAGCAUGUCAGCCGUCAAGCAGCGACCACACUGAGGCCAGCACCCUCAACAAACCUACUGACACCAAGCCAUGCGAGAUUCUUCAUUCUUCAGAACAUCAAAACAACCAACUGACCACAGAGCGAACAAGGACUUCUGAAUGUUCAAAAGUCUCAAACUCAGGUCCAGAAAUGACCAGAACCAACACGUCUUUGUCCAUCAAUCCGUCAGGGACUCAUACCUCAGAUCUUAAAGAGGCCCCUCCUGCACACAGCACUAUGACACUACCCAAAGGAACUUCAAAUCAAAGGUUAUACAAAACUGACUUGACUUCAACUGCUAAACCCUCAAAUGACACCACAUGUGCACCCAACAAACCCUCAGAGGACCUUCCAAAAGACAAGGACCUUGUGGAAGUACUGAUUGAAACCAAAAAUCAACAGGGGAGUUUUAAAACAGAGGUUCACAAAUACUUAAAAACGAGCCCAGCAAAAAGAGCAGCUGGAGACCACAUGCCAAUAUCCAUCAACCAAGAUCCUGAACCUUCUGAGUUCUGCAGUGUUCAUCCACAGAGCUCUUCUAAAUCCAAGAUCGCCUCCGAGUCCAGGACACCCUCAAACCCAACGCUGAGCGAAAUCCCUAAAGCUAACACGUCAAUUCUGAAAACACUGAGAAUCUCAGAUAAAGAGAACAGAGAGGAUUUAGCGCUUUCUGUGUCCAUCAGUGCAACAACCAGGUCUUCAGGAAAUGAAACCUCAAAGCUUUCUGGAAUCUCAAGUAACACGGAAAAGCAUAAAAGCAACGAAGUCGAGUCUGAUGUAAAAUCCUUUAGAGUCCCUCACUCCAAAUCUAUGAUUGGACAAUCUCAGGCAAAGCUUUGGUCUUUUGGCAACAACACGUCCACUGCAACCGUGAAGACAAGGAAGAAAAGUGACAACGAGAGGAAUGACUCUGUUUCCACGACCUCAGAGUCCACGUCAGUCCCUUCUACAUCAACUCCAGACCAUAAAGCUUCGAAGAGAAGUUUCGUCCUUCAUAACAUGGACACUGCAGAUAUACUCCAUUCCUCUCCACCACCUCCUCCUCCUUCCUCCACUCCUCUGCUCCUCCCCCCGUCCUCCACUACUCUUAUCCCCUCGGUCUCUGUCAUCUAUACCAACAUCCGAGCCGUCAGUGAUCACCUCAGCCUGGGGACAGCUUUCCAUAAUGGAAACCACAGUCUCAGGUCUGUAGAUAAAACAAAGCAUCGUGGUGUCGUUUGUAGUCGACUGGUCCAACCGUCUCUGUCGAGCCACGUUCCAGCAUCACUAACAUCGAAGGUGUCCGCUAACACUUUGAUCAGCGAGCGCUCCUUCCUGACGGAUCGUUGUAACGUCGGUAACAGCAGUGGUGUCGUCGUGGCCAGAAAGAAGUCAGACGUCCAUUUUCCAGAUUUGAGCAACUCGAGAGGACGAGAUGGCAAACACAACAAGGGCGUCACCAUGGAGACAAGGAAAGACUGCGUUUCCCCGUCAGAUCGACAGCAGCACAGAAACGACGUAUAACCAGACGUCACGUCCAUCCUGAAACACCCGCUUCGUUCUUCUAACCAGUUAAUCAAUGAAAAUUCAUUUGUUUGUAAACUGUUGAAAUACACAAACGUCAACCUGAACAGUGACGACUUCACAUGAAUAAAAUGAUGCUCCUUUAUUGAGCGUUAGCGGUGGAUACAUUUAGCUAACGUGGAGAAUCCAGCUGGGGAUUAGUGUCAUAUAUCAAACUACUGACGAUAAACAAAGAUCAGAGACUGUAAGAAAAGAUACAACACGUCCUGAAAUGAAGUUAUGUCGUCCAUCUUUAUUUACAGUCUGUGUAUUAAACCAAAUACGAAGAUAGGGUUAUGAUUUUUAAGCAUCUUAAAUGAAACACGACAACGAAAACAUUGUAUAGUUUUUUUAAUGGCAAUUCAUAUUUUUUUUGUUGAUUAAACAUUUUUAAAACAGGUAAUUAAUGUGUAAAUAGUUUUUUUAAAUGAAGACUGGUUGUGUUGUCCCAAUAAUUAAUAUCAACUCAAGAAGAACUAAAACAAAACUGUAUAAACUUUUCCAUGAAUCUUA
Messenger RNA from Hippoglossus stenolepis (Pacific halibut), 3739 nucleotides. Its product is annotated as cyclin-dependent kinase-like 5. Gene Ontology annotation, molecular function: ATP binding; cyclin-dependent protein serine/threonine kinase activity. Gene Ontology annotation, cellular component: nucleus. The record is from RefSeq and is a predicted model, not a curated record. NCBI's taxonomy places the organism in Eukaryota, Metazoa, Chordata, Actinopteri, Pleuronectiformes, Pleuronectidae. The transcript has 10 exons. Gene Ontology annotation, biological process: protein phosphorylation. Bases 29 to 3187 code for a protein of 1052 amino acids.